AUGGUCCGCCUGCAACCUCAGCUUCCACUAAGUGCCUGCGUCAAGGCUAUGGUCCGUCUUGGACAAGUACAGGAAGGUGUCCUUGAUGUACUUUUCAAUCGCAGCGAGAAGAAUGAUCAGGUCAUUAAAGUCAAUGCACUCGUCCAGGAGAUGUAUCACGUGCGUGCAUUCAUGGAUGAGCCACGAUGUCAGACAAUUGCUCAGGAAACGUACUUUGAAUGGUUAGCUAUCGAAUUCGGAUACCACGCCCUUCUAGCAAGUGUAUUCCACCUACAACAGCGCGUCAUGAAGAGCCCCUUAUCUCGGCAAGAAUGUCUCCACGCUGCACGGCAGUCACUGGUCCAGCUCACCAAGCUGCAGGACGAGAUUACCAUAGAUCAAAAUUUCCUGGGCGAAUAUCCUUACUUCCUUACAUGGCAGGUCGUUCCAGAAACAUAG
Aspergillus melleus is the source of this 438-nucleotide messenger RNA. RefSeq lists its product as uncharacterized. The record is from RefSeq and is a predicted model, not a curated record. Bases 1 to 438 code for a protein of 145 amino acids. The transcript has 2 exons. Lineage: Eukaryota; Fungi; Ascomycota; Eurotiomycetes; Eurotiales; Aspergillaceae.